AUGUCUACCUUUCGUGUGGUGCAGCUCACACAAGAGGCGCUGAAGGUUCAAUGCAAGCUGGACGAUUACGAAGAGUGGGGCGCGCCAAUGCUGGACAUGGAGCAAUAUCAACGCAAAGAGGCAGUGCAACGCUCGUCGACAUUUUCGCAGCGCGGGUCCAUCUUUUGGGCAUUGGUGGAUAGUCAGAAUGUCAGAGAUGACGCGGAUCUGGUAGCGGGUCAGACAGUACUGUAUUGUCACUGUGAAAGUCACCGAUUCAAUUGCGCUGUGAGACAUGUUUCUGGGGAAAUUGAACAGGGUUACUCGCAUCAUAUCGGAUCAGUGUUCACGCUGCCAGAGCACCGCAAACAAGGGCUUGCUACAAUUUUUAUGAAGAAAGUGGCGGAGCAGUUGAAACAACUUUCAGGGGCGGUCGUUUCAGUGCUGUACUCGGAUAUCGGUCCGACAUUUUAUAGCAGGCUUGGGUGGAAGUUGCAUCCGUCCAAGAUGGCCGCAAUAGAUGUCGCAAACUCGUUCACUACCGACGUAAACGGCAGCAGCGAUACAGGAAUGGUGUCACUGUAUCUAGAUGCGAACCUCGACAAGUUGCUACGUAGUGACAACAGGAGGCUGCUCCAACUGCUGAAAGAUGAGAAAUAUCGAGGGCGGGACACUUUUGUAGUGCUACCGACUCGCGAUUCGACUGAGUGGCAAUUCUGCAUCGGCCAGCAUUACGCUCGAGUCCGUGGGUACAUGGAGCUUCCGUCUCGCUGUGGCGUGAAAAUCAACGAAGAUAUCUUUAUCCUUUGGUGCCAUAACGUGAAGGAGUCAACGUUGUACAUUCUUCGUGCCCGGUUUCCGGAGGCGCCCACUGAUGCUGCUAUAAGUGUACAAUUGCUGCUGGACGAAGCUUUGGAGGAAGCACGCAAAUUCAGUCUGACUACUGUGACCUCGCUAUCAAGCGCUAUGUUGUUCUGUCACCGGAACGCAGCAGAUUCUUCGGAGCCUCUUCCAUACUGGCUGUGCAAUGAAAAAUACUCAUGGGUCUAG
Hyaloperonospora brassicae is the source of this 1029-nucleotide messenger RNA. Lineage: Eukaryota; Oomycota; Peronosporomycetes; Peronosporales; Peronosporaceae. The record is from the annotation of a GenBank genome assembly.